AUGGCUGCUCGUCCUCAGAACAUUGGCAUCAAGGCCAUCGAAAUCUACUUCCCCAGCCAGUAUGUUGAGCAGAGCGAGCUCGAGAAGUUCGACGGUGUUGCCGCCGGCAAGUACACCAUUGGUCUCGGCCAGACAAAGAUGGCUUUCUGCGAUGACCGCGAAGACAUCUACUCCAUGGCUCUGACCGUCACAUCGAACCUGAUUAAGAAGUACAACAUUGACGUCAACUCGGUUGGCCGCCUCGAGGUUGGCACUGAGACCAUCCUAGACAAGUCCAAAUCGGUCAAGUCGGUCCUCAUGCAGCUCUUUGGCGACAACACCAGCCUCGAGGGUGUUGAUACCCUCAACGCCUGCUACGGUGGCACCAACGCCUUCUUCAACUCCGUCAACUGGGUCGAGUCCUCUGCCUGGGACGGCCGUGACGCCAUUGUCGUCGCUGGUGACAUUGCUCUCUACGCCGCGGGUGCCGCCCGCCCUACUGGUGGCGCUGGUGUCGUUGCCAUGCUCGUCGGCCCCAACGCCCCCGUUGUUGCCGAGCCCGGCCUGCGUGGUACCUACAUGCAGCACGCCUACGACUUUUACAAGCCCGACCUGACCUCCGAGUACCCCUACGUCGAUGGCCACUACUCAAUCAACUGCUAUACCAAGGCUCUCGAUGCCGCUUACCGCGACUACUGCAAGCGUGAGGCUAAGCAGCACACCAAUGGCGCCGCCAACGGUGAGGAGGGCAAGACCUCGCUCGACCGCUUCGACUACUUGACCUUCCACUCCCCCACUUGCAAGCUUGUCCAGAAGUCCUAUGCCCGUCUUCUGUACCACGACUUCCUCGCCAACGCCGACCUCCCCGCCUUCGCCGAGGUUGCCCCCGAGCUCCGCGAUAUGGACUACGAAAAGUCCCUGACCGACAAGGCCGUUGAGAAGACCUUCAUGGCUCUCACCAAGAAGCGCUUCCAGGAGCGUGUCAACCCCGCCAUCCAGGUCGCCACCAUGUGCGGCAACAUGUACUGCGCCAGUGUCUGGGGUGGCCUCGCCAGCCUUCUGUCCCUUGUUCCCAGCAAGGACCUUGAGGGCAAGCGCAUUGGCCUCUUCAGCUACGGCUCCGGUCUCGCCGCCUCCUUCAUGUCCUUCCGCGUCAACGGCAGCGUUGAGAACAUUGCCAAGGUCCUCGACAUCUCCUCCAGACUCGAGUCCCGCCGCGCCGUCCCUCCCGCCACAUACGACGAGAUGUGCAACCUCCGCAAGCAAGCCCAUCUUCAGAAGGACUACACCCCCAAGGGUGAGACCUCGACCAUCAUCCCUGGUGCUUACUAUCUUACCAAGGUCGACGACAUGUUUAAGCGCGAGUACGCCGUCCAAGCCUAA
This is a messenger RNA of Akanthomyces muscarius, 1362 nucleotides long. RefSeq lists its product as uncharacterized. Gene Ontology annotation, molecular function: hydroxymethylglutaryl-CoA synthase activity. The coding region runs from base 1 to 1362 and encodes 453 amino acids. The record is from RefSeq and is a predicted model, not a curated record. Lineage: Eukaryota; Fungi; Ascomycota; Sordariomycetes; Hypocreales; Cordycipitaceae. Gene Ontology annotation, biological process: acetyl-CoA metabolic process; ergosterol biosynthetic process. The transcript has 3 exons.